AUGUCCCAGAAUUCAAUAACGUCUGCGUGGGAUCAAUAUCUAGAACCUACAAGUUCUUAUUCAACUUUACAAACUUCUUUGAUUGGAUUAAAUCGUCCUUUAUCCAUUAGAGGAUUGGGUUCAGGUAAUAAUGAUGUUGGGUCUGGCUCAAGUUCUUCAGAUGAUGAUUCUUCAUCAAGUUCUUCAAAAUCAUCAUCAUCUUCGUCCAGUUCAUCAUCUUCAAGUUCAAAAGAUAAAGAUAGUGAUAAAUGUACUGGUUCAAAAGCAAAAUGUGAAACAGGUGUUGAUACUACAAAUGCUGAAACUAUUGGUUUAUCAAUCGGGAUCCCAUGUUUUGUUUUCCUUUGUAUUUUAGGAUUUUUCUUUUAUAGAUCAUAUAAAAAGGGUAAAAAAGAAGCUGAAUCUGAUAAUGAUCCAGAUUUUUAUGGUGAAACUACAAUCUUACCAGAUUAUCCACAACCAGGUAGAAAACAAGGUGAUAAUGAUGAUAUGUCAUUUUAUUCAAAUCCAUUCGGUAAUGAUUCUGCUCGUUAUCCAAGUAAUAUCUUAAAUAAUAGUGAAAUUUUAAAUCAAUCUCAAAAUAGAGCUGGCUCCACUAGAGGUACUGUUAGAGCUGAACCUUAUUAUGAACCAUAUAGAUUACCAUAUCAACAUAAUAUUGGUUCUCAUGCUUCAUUAGAUGAAUUUGCUAAAGAAAUGGGAUCUGAAUAUCCAGCUUAUAAAAUCACAUCUAGACCAAAUUCUCCAUAUACAAAUAGAAGUGCAAAUUCAAGUUCUUUAAAUAUGACAAAUGGAACAACUAAUAAAAUUCCAAGAAAUUUAACUGAAAAGACUUAUUCAAUUGAAGAUCCAACAACUGAUUCUUCAAAUUCUUAUCGUGAAUCAAAAGUUAAUACUGAUAAUAUUCUUGGUGAUUCAAAUACUUCUCCAUUAGGUAAAUCAAAUCGUGAUAGUGAUAAUUCUGAUUCUUCAAAUGAUCAAUUCCAAGAUACUUAUGAAAAUUUAGAUCCAAAAUCUGCUCGUCGUUUAUCUCAUCAAAGACAAGAUAGUGAUGUUUCUUAUAUUGAUGAACCUGAAGUUUUAACAAAUUCUUUUAAUAAUCAACAUGAUGAUUUAGAAAAUGAUCAUGAAAUUCCAGCUCCUCCACCAUCAAGGAAACAGCCACAACAAGAAGAACAACAAAGUAAAAGUUUGAAUGUACCAACUAUAACUACAUCAACUGUUCCAUUGAAAGAUUCUGAUGGUCCCGUAGAAGAAGAAGAUAGUGAAGAUAUCAAAAGAAUGAGAAGUGUUUAUAGAGUUUAUUUUGAUAGAGAAAACUCAGUUAGAAGACCAAGUCAAGGUGAUGCAUUAGAAUCAGAAGUUCCACCAUUACCAAAAAUUGAUACAAAUGUUAAUGAACCAGAAAAUGUUUUCGAAGAUGAUGCAGAAGUUGGUAAUGAUUCACUUGGUAGUUUAGAUCCUAAACAAACCAGUUCAAAUAAUUAUCUUUCAGCAGCUCCACAAUUACAAGCUGAUGGAACAAGUUCAAAUGGUAAAAAAAACAGAGCAGUUUCAUCAAUUUAUUCAACAGUUCCAUUAGCACAAUAUGAUGAAUAUCAACAACAUCAACAUCAACCACAACAACCUCAACAAGCUUAUUAUCCACAACAAACUCCACAACAUCAAAUGUAUCAACCACCAUAUUAUGGACAAAGACAACCAUCAUCACCACAAGUAUCUCAAAGAUCUUAUGCUCCACCACAACCUUUAAAACCAUUACAAACAGUUCCAUCACCAAGUAAGAUAAAUUAUGAUUCAAUUGUAACAGAAACAGAUUUCGCACCAAAGAAAUCAUUAACAAAUAAUUCUAAACCACAAUUAUCAAUCAAACCUUUCAAUCCAUUACAUGUUUCAGAUCAAAUUUUUUCACCAACAUCACCAAUUUCACCAUCAAUUCAACAAUUUCAACAACCUUCAUCAUUUAACAAAAGAGAUAUUACACCACCUUCACCACAUCAUAUUAGACAAAGUAUUGUUAUGGUUGAUCCUGUUGAAAUUGGUAAAAAAACAUUAUAUAGACCAGCAGGUUCUUUUACACAAAUGCAUAGUGCUAAUAGUUCAAGAAAUGGAAGUUUAACAAGUCAACAUGCUGCAAUUCCAGGAUCUCCAAUUUCAAGUCCUUAUGGUCCUGGUCCAAUGCAAGCUGCUCCUUUCACAUCACAACAUACUUAUCAAUCACCAAGUUCUGAAGAAUUACCGAGAUCUGGUAGUAAAGCUGAUUUAAGAAAUCAAUUAGGUACCAGUGAUAAUUAUAGAAAUAUUAACAUUUAA
Messenger RNA from Hansenula ciferrii, 2313 nucleotides. RefSeq lists its product as uncharacterized. The transcript has a single exon. The record is from RefSeq and is a predicted model, not a curated record. Bases 1 to 2313 code for a protein of 770 amino acids. NCBI's taxonomy places the organism in Eukaryota, Fungi, Ascomycota, Saccharomycetes, Phaffomycetales, Wickerhamomycetaceae.